This is a messenger RNA of Psylliodes chrysocephalus, 2487 nucleotides long. NCBI's taxonomy places the organism in Eukaryota, Metazoa, Arthropoda, Insecta, Coleoptera, Chrysomelidae. The record is from the annotation of a GenBank genome assembly.
CCCGAAGCAAAAGGUCAAGUUAGAUAAGUGAAUUUUUAUCGUGCCUUUUUUUUCAAUUUGUUGACACCACUAGCGAAAACUAAGAUUACAGCUCUAUGUAUUCACAAACAGUUCAAUAUUCCUAUUAAUGUUUAUAUUUACCCUAUUUUAAUGUAUCUAUUUAUUUCAGGCGAAUCGGAAUAAUAAUAUGAGUUCGAGCACGGCGUUCUUAAUAAUAUUUUUGACUGCAAUUUCGACCACGAGAGCGGUAGUGACAAAUGAAGACAUCAGAAUAGCAAUCUUACAAAUCGUAAACGUAGUCAGAUCCACGGACGACAAAUUAGAAAGACAUGAGUACCGCGACCGAGUGGUCGGAGAACAAUUGAAAAAGGGAAUGAUCAACAUCGAUAAGCGAAUUAAAAUGCUCGAUCCACUUAAGGGAACCGUCGGGCGACUAGAUGAAAGACUGGCCGCCGUCGAAACCAUCCUGAUGCAGAAAAACGAACGGGAAAAGAUGCAGUUGCAGAGGACGUACGAGGCGGUCAUUGACAUACAGAAAAAUUUGCCCGUUAUUAUGGAAGAACUUAAGAAUGACAUUAUCGCUAAGUUAACAGCACACGAACCGCCUGCGCAAAUAAUCGAACCCGUAAUCUCGAAAAAGGAUUUCGAAAAGAUGGAAAAAGAAGUCGUAGCUAAGAUAGACAAAGUCACUAGCAGCAUAAACAAAUUAGAAAGCGAGCUGGGGAAAAUAAAAAAUGACAAUAAGCAAUUACGAGAUUUGAACAACAAAUCUUCGGAUAAUUUGGAAAAACUGAAACGACACAUAAGCGACAACCAGCAACUAUUAACGAAAUACGACAAAAAACUGUCGGAAUACAACAAUAAGAUUCCCGAGAUUUCUAAAACGAGUUCUAAAGAGCAAGAUGAAUGGAAGCAGAAUGUUUUAAAAGCUUUGGACGGUCAAAAAUCCAACGUGAAGGAAAUUCUCUUGGAUCUAAAAAAUCUGCACAACAAAGUUACUCAAUUACCACAGAAGGACGACAUUAGCGCGUCUCAACGACAAAAUCCGCAACCUUUAGAACAAAUACGAAGAGAUAUUAACGAUAUUAACAUCCAUCUAAACAGCACCCACGAUGAUGCCAUGAAAAAUCUCAAUGGUUUAACAGAAAUUUCAGCUAUUCUCGUUAAAAGCAUUGCCAAUGCUAACAAUGUUCUUGAUAGCCAGAGGAGAGACAUCAACCAAGUUCUACAAAACGUUCAAAGUAUUCCAGAUAGAAUGAAUCAGCUGCCCCAGAAGGACGAUCUUUCAGUUGUACAGCGAGCCACUUUAAAAAAAUUGGACGAAUUAGCCAACAGCAUACAAUCCAAUCAACAGAACCCUGCAACAGACGAAAUACGAAGAACUCUUAACGACAUGAAUAAUAACAUAAACAAAUGGCAUGCCGAUACAAAAAAUAUGUCCUUACAUGCUGUUCCUAGCAGUCAACCUCCCGAAAUCAGAGAAAUCCUAUCGGACGUUCGCAACCUUCAGAAUCAAGUUAAUCAGCUGCCGCAAAAAUACGACUUGGCCGCGGCUCAGAACGUGACCCUGGACAAACUCGUAGAGAUCAACCGCGAAAUAACCGGUCGCACCGAACCGGUUUUGGACCAGUUACGAACCACGCUGACCGACGUUAGCGAAAACGUAAAGAAAAUGAACGAUGACACCGUCAGAAACUUGAACGAUUUAUCCGAGAUCACUAGAAGUUUGGCCGAGUCUUUCGCUAAAAACUACGGGAAAAUGAGGACGGACAUUCAGGCUUUGAGUAAGAUAGAUCAGGUCAUGAUUAAGACGGCUGAUGAUGUUAUAGAUACGAAACGUCGUGUGGAAUACGGCGUGCAUCAGAUAUUGGGCGAACUGGGGAAGCAGCUUAAAGAAAGUACCAAAAAUAUCAAUCAAGGCGUCAGUGACAGGUUUGAUAUAUUCGAAGCAAGUAUUUUAGAUGAAGAAACCGGUGCAUUGGUGAACCUUACCUCGAAGAUCGGCGAAGAUAUUCAUCAAGUAUGGAGACAAAUCGGAAUAAUGUACCAACAAAUUAGUACUAGCGCCGAUACGUUGAACCAUCUACAGAAUAUGACGGAUACCUAUGUUAAUGGUUCUCUAGGAGCUAUGGAUAGUAUGAAAGGAAAGGUUGGACAAAUCACCGGUAGGAUGACGGAAGUCGACGAAAAUCUAAACUACCUACUCGGCAGAUUAUCGCUGGUAACGCAAGAGUUCAAUCAAAUCAAGACGGGACUCAGCUCGGCCCUGGACCAGAUCAGAGACAGUUUCCAUGAGGUUCAGGAUAAGAUUAAGGAUAAAGGACCGGGUCCGCAUCAAAUUUCGAGCAACGAAGUGCAGCCCACAACGUAAUUAACCCCGCGAGCGAAUCACCCUUUUCGUAUUUUAGAUUAAUUAGAAUUAAUUUUUUUAUUGCAGCUUGAGUACUACCUGUACCUAAUUUGAAUAGAUUAAAUUUUUUUUAACUA